Besnoitia besnoiti is the source of this 480-nucleotide messenger RNA. RefSeq lists its product as uncharacterized. The transcript has a single exon. The record is from RefSeq and is a predicted model, not a curated record. The coding region runs from base 1 to 480 and encodes 159 amino acids. Lineage: Eukaryota; Apicomplexa; Conoidasida; Eucoccidiorida; Sarcocystidae.
AUGGCGGUUCAGCAAGCCCUUUGCACCCCCGACACACUUGGGCAGUGCCGGAGAUCGGCGAAGAAAUUCCGCCUUCCAACUUUGGCUCUGCUUGCGCUAUUCGCUUUAUUGUGUUUCGGCAGCCCUCUGGUGCAGGGCGGUGGAACUGACGACGACGAGUACGAUGGAGCGAUGGAGCGCGUCCUCGAUUUGGCGCUGGAGUUGCUCGAAGAGCGGCCUAUUGACAUGACUGUACUCAUCAACGCCGCGACGAAAUGCUGUGUGCGCGGAAAAUUUGAAAAACGCUUCCGGGCUAUUGUCUUGAGAGCUGUGAACGAGUUAGGGGAGCGGGUCGACGUUGACGACGUCCACGAGGAGCUGCUGGAUCACGUCAGACGCAGGCACUGGAUCUACAGAGGCAACGCCAGCGACCCCACUCUGGCCACCUACAAUGAGCUCAGAAGCCGAACCACAGACAAGCACUAUUUCGACGAAGAUUAA